Messenger RNA from Exophiala xenobiotica, 1004 nucleotides. RefSeq lists its product as uncharacterized. The record is from RefSeq and is a predicted model, not a curated record. Bases 72 to 824 code for a protein of 250 amino acids. Gene Ontology annotation, cellular component: membrane. The transcript has a single exon. Lineage: Eukaryota; Fungi; Ascomycota; Eurotiomycetes; Chaetothyriales; Herpotrichiellaceae.
GUCAGCUUACUAGACAUCCAUAAAUUCCUACUUUCACCUGUAGGUGCUCUUUGUCAUCUGGCACGAGAAAUAUGGCAGAUAUCAUCGACCGCGGCUCAAGAGGGACCAACUUGCUAGGCUCCGCCAUCUUCAUCGGCCUCCGCGCCAUCGAUCCUUACCUGCAGCGCCAUCUGCUCCUGAACUCCCCGCUACCCGGAUGGGCCAGAAAACUCGGUCUUCCCGCGCCACGGCCUCCCCCAACAGGCGGGCUGCCUCUCGUCGGCACGGGGAUGACGCCCUUCCAAAGCCUGAUCUGGGCACUCUCCAUCGGCUCAGCGGCCAAACACAUAUUCUGGGCGGCGGCCAUUGCCAACGAGCCGAUGAAACCCGGCGCAGCCAUGAUUGUGGGUAUCUUCAAUCUGGCGUGCAAUACGCUGAACACGCUGGCGUUUAACCUGUCCGGCGAGAAUCCGACGUACUUUGCACCGUGGAGCGUCUACGUGGGCACGGGGAUGUACGUCGCGGGCAUACUGGCCGAGACGAUCGGCGAGAUCCAGCGCAAGUGGUUCAAGGACGAACCCCGGAACAAUGGGAAAGUCUACAGUGGUGGGCUGUUCUCGGUCGUGCGCCACGCGCCGUAUACGGGGUACACGCUCUGGCGGACGGGGUACGCAAUUGCUGCGGGAGGACCGCUAUGGGGCGCCCUGACGGCGACGUGGUUUAUCUAUCAAUUUGUGAAUCGCUCGGUGCCGAUGCUCGAUAAGUAUAUGAGUGAGAGGUAUGGUGAGCAGUGGGCGCAGGUCAAGCGGAAGGUGCCGUAUGCUUUGAUUCCGGGCGUUUGGUAGGACUGAUAUGACUGAUAUUGUGAGGUAUCUUGCAACAUUAUUUCGCAACAUUAUUUCAGCCGUUUAUGUACCGAGUGGGUUGAUUUCAUAUGGCACUUCAAGGCCUGCAAGCGAACGAAGAAUGGCCCUCUCUGUUCCUCACGGUGGCUCGCUGUCUCCUGUCCUUCUGAGCAAGGCUGA